This is a messenger RNA of Naegleria lovaniensis, 405 nucleotides long. RefSeq lists its product as uncharacterized. The record is from RefSeq and is a predicted model, not a curated record. Gene Ontology annotation, biological process: cell redox homeostasis; cellular response to oxidative stress; hydrogen peroxide catabolic process. Bases 1 to 405 code for a protein of 134 amino acids. Lineage: Eukaryota; Heterolobosea; Eutetramitea; Acrasida; Naegleriidae. The transcript is spliced from 2 exons. Gene Ontology annotation, molecular function: thioredoxin peroxidase activity. Gene Ontology annotation, cellular component: cytoplasm.
AUGUUCGCAAAGAGUCUUUCCUCUCUUGUGUUGAUCAACAAGUCAUCCUCAGGCUUCAGAAAUAUCAAGUCGUCGCACAUUCCAAGUUAUAUCAACAACUUGAAACAAUUAAAAGAAAAGGGUAUCUCCAAAGUGAUUUGUGUCAGUGUCAAUGACAGUUUUGUCAUGAAGGCAUGGAAGGAAAAGGUUGCCCCAGAUGUCGACAUUGAAUUCAUUGCUGAUCCCUUUGGCGAAUUCACAAGACAAGUUGGUCUCGAAAUUGAUUUGACUGCUGCUGGUUUGGGAAAGAGAUGCAAACGUUAUGCUAUGCUUGUUGAAAAUGGAACUGUUAAGCAAUUGUUUGUUGAAGAGAGUCCAGGUCAAUUAGAAAAGACCACUGCUGAGAACAUGUUGACUCUUCUUUAA